Molecule: messenger RNA, 2223 nt
Organism: Saccharomyces eubayanus
Lineage: Eukaryota; Fungi; Ascomycota; Saccharomycetes; Saccharomycetales; Saccharomycetaceae
Gene: STE11
Product: mitogen-activated protein kinase kinase kinase STE11
Exons: 1
Coding region: 1-2223 (740 amino acids)
Biological process (GO): protein phosphorylation
Molecular function (GO): protein kinase activity; ATP binding; protein binding
Source: RefSeq, a predicted model, not a curated record
AUGAGUGAAGGAUACCUUAUGCAAAAUAUAGGAGGCACUGAUCUACUAGUUAAUGAUGAAAAGGCAAAGGAUCUACCCUUUGUAGAGUCAUUUUUGGUAGAAAUUGGCUGUGAGAAAUACUUGAAUAAAUUUAUCCAAUGUAGUGUUGUCACAGAAGAAGAAAUCAAGUAUUUGGACAAGGAUAUUCUCACCGCUCUAGGGGUCAACAAAUUAGGAGACAGACUCAGGAUACUAAGAAAGGCUAAAUCAUUUCAGAGAAGCAAACGCAUUGAACAAGUAAAAGAAUUGAAAAACCUCAUGGAAAAGGUAAGUUCCCUAUCUACUUCCACAUUGACUAUGAACUCGGACUUGGCUCCUGAAAAACACUGUGUUAUAUUCAUUUUAAACGAUGGCUCUGCUAAAAAAGUGAAUGUUAACGGUUGUUUUAAUGCUGACUCUAUUAAGAAGAGAUUGAUCAGGAGAUUGCCGCAUGAACUAUUAGCCACGAAUUCUAAUGGAGAACUCACUAAAUUGGUUCAGGAUUACGAUGUGUUUGUACUGGAUUACGCCAAGAACGUGCUACAUCUGCUGUACGACGUAGAAUUAGUAACCAUAUGCCAUGCCAAUGAUCGAGUUGAGAAAAAUAGACUAAUUUUCGUUUCUAAAGAUCAGACUCCAAGUGACAAGGCCAUAUCCACAUCCAAGAAAUUAUAUCUGAGAACAUUGAGUGCAUUAAACCAAGUAGGGUCAUCUUCGUCGAACUUACUCUCUCAAAACAGGACAAUUUCUAAUACCAAUUCAGAAGGAAAACUCAAGAUUGACAAUACCGAAAAAGACAGAAUUAGGCAAGUUUUUAAUCAAAGACCCCCUAGCGAGUUAAUCUCAACCAACUUAGCGGGGUACUUCCCUCAUACAGACAUGAAACGAUUGCAAAAAACAAUGAGAGAAUCGUUUCGUCAUUCAGCUAUGCUAAGCAUCAAUCAAAACAGACCUUUGAGCGCCGAAUCAAACAAUGUUGGGGAUAUCUUGUUAAAGCACUCGAAUGCCGUGGAUAUGGCACUAUUGCAGGGUUUGGACCAAACUAGAAUAAAUAAUAAGCUCGACACAACCAAAAUUCCGAAGCUUACACAUAAAAGCGCUGACAGUAAAGAUGUCAUAUCUGAUCAAUUAGAACUGCUAAGUGUUGAAUCUGAUGGAGAAGAAGAUUAUGAUUUCCUUGGAGAAGACAGCGAAAUCGUUUCGUUACCAACAAAAAUUGCUACACCCAAGAACUGGUUGAAGGGUGCUUGCAUUGGGUCAGGCAGUUUUGGGAGUGUUUAUUUGGGUAUGAAUGCUCACACAGGUGAACUAAUGGCAGUGAAACAAGUGGAGAUUAAAAACAACAAUAUGGGUGCAGCCACAGAUAAUAACAACAAUAACAACAACAACAACAACAACAACAACAAGCAAACCAAGACAGAUGAGGAUAACGUUCAGGAGGAGCAACAUCAGUCACGGUUACAAAAUCAGCAGCAGGAGAAAUCAGAGGAUGUCGGUGCAGUAAAUCAUCCAAAAACUAAUCAAAAUAUUCAUAAAAAGAUGGUUGAUGCUUUGCAGCAUGAAAUGAAUUUGUUAAAGGAACUGCAUCAUGAAAACAUUGUGACCUAUUACGGUGCUUCUCAGGAAGGCGGAAAUUUAAAUAUUUUUCUCGAAUACGUUCCUGGAGGUUCGGUUUCAUCCAUGUUAAACAACUAUGGCCCAUUUGAAGAAUCGUUAAUCACUAAUUUUACGAGGCAAAUACUGAUUGGGGUUGCAUAUUUACAUAAAAAAAACAUUAUCCACCGAGAUAUUAAAGGUGCAAAUAUCUUGAUUGAUAUCAAAGGUUGCGUGAAGAUCACCGAUUUCGGUAUUUCCAAAAAAUUGUCACCUUUGAAUAAGAAACAAAACAAAAGAGCUUCUUUGCAGGGCUCAGUUUUUUGGAUGUCACCAGAAGUCGUCAAACAAUCCGCCACUACUGCUAAAGCAGAUAUAUGGUCCACUGGUUGUGUUGUUAUUGAAAUGUUUACUGGUAAGCACCCGUUCCCAGAUUUUUCACAAAUGCAGGCUAUUUUUAAAAUUGGCACUAACACAACGCCUGAAAUACCCUCUUGGGCUACACAAGAAGGAAAAAAUUUCUUGAGAAAAGCGUUUGAAUUGGAUUACCAAUACAGACCCACAGCUCUUGAAUUACUACAACAUCCAUGGCUGGAUGCGCAUAUAAUUUGA